Molecule: messenger RNA, 3813 nt
Organism: Rhopilema esculentum
Lineage: Eukaryota; Metazoa; Cnidaria; Scyphozoa; Rhizostomeae; Rhizostomatidae
Cellular component (GO): cytoplasm
Molecular function (GO): guanyl-nucleotide exchange factor activity
Source: RefSeq, a predicted model, not a curated record
UUCUUCUUUGUGGGAAAUUCAAAAGUUUUGGUUUCUGCAGGCGAUCAACGAGCCUUCCCGUUGGCUUCGAUUUAAAUUCAAAGCAAUUUCUAAUAGCUUGUUGUGUGUUGUUAGCCAAUUCCUGUUGCAGUUGAUUAAUAAACCAUUGCAGCUAAGGUCCAAAAGCAAGAUGUCUUCAUCUUUAGCUCGGACUUUUAGCAGCCCGUUCAACUCCAAAGUUGCUCAAGGAGCCAGAAAAUUCAUGUCACUUCAAGCAUCAAAUGCCUCUAAAGUUUUUACAAAUGAAAUUCAAGAGCUUUUCAAGGAGAGAACUAUGACAAGAAAAAGAAAAAAGAUCAUUAAUGAAAUCAUUGAAAGUGAAAAAUCAUACCAACAUCACUUGCAGCUGUUAAUCACGAUGUUUCUGGUUCCAAUAAAAGUUGGAGGCUUGGUUCCAAAAGCUGCAAUUGAGGCUAUAUUUGGUAACAUCGAAGGCAUUUGCUCUGUCAAUAUUCAGUUGCUGGAACUGAUGGAGGCAGAUGAUGUUGCAACUGCUUUAUAUAAGCUUGCUCCCUUCAUGAAACUUUAUUCGCUUUAUGCUAACAACUUUGAGAGGUCAAACAAAACUAUCGAGGAACAAGAAAAGAAAAACCCCGAUUUUGUUGCGUUUAAAGAAUUACAAGAGAAUAAAGACGAAAUGAAUGGAUUAAAACUCAGGGCAUUGUUGAUUACUCCGAUUCAGAGAAUACCAAGGUAUAAACUGCUUCUUGACACACUUCUGGAAAAAACCACGCCUGACCAUCCGGAUUACCAGAAGCUUCGAGAUGCCUGCGCAGAAGUAAGCAAGGUUGCUACGCAUAUCAAUGAAUGUCUUCGCCUUCACGAAAACUUCAACAAAAUGCUCAGCAUUCAGAACAGCCUUGUUGGCGAUGGUGCUCCUAGAAUUCUUGCUCCAGGAAGAAAAUUUUUGCGAGAAGGCAUGCUAUCAAAGGUUUGUGAAAGAGGAGGAUCAAAGGAUCGGAUGUUUUUCUUGUUCAACGAUAUCUUAAUUUAUGCAAAGAAAGAAUCUCUGAGCACAUACAGUUGUCGUGGUGUCUUUCCUUUAAUCAACUGUAUGAUUGAGCAAGUAAUGGGUGGAACUCGUGGACCCUCAGAAGGUGGAGCUCUUUUCAAGGUUAUUUGCAAAGGCAAGACCUUAUUGCUUUAUUCAACUUCAAAGCAGAAUGCGAGAUCUUGGGUGAGAGAUAUAAAAAAUGCGAUCAGCGAGCUCCAUACUAACCUCGCAUCAUUACGGCGUGGAGACACGGAUCCUUUCACCCCUCCUGAUGCUGCAUUUAAGCGAGACUCAAAAAUGAGGCGUUCUAAAGGUGCCAAAGAGCUGUUGAAGAAAAACAACCCAAUGUCUCCAAUUCAGCGAUUGCAAAGCUAUGUAAGCCCAAGGCAGGAUAUUCUUUAUCCCAUGCGAAAGGACAUUCUCCCUCAGCUUACGGACACUGCAUCGCAACCGAACUUCAUGGUCUACGAGGAAAAAACAAAUUUGUUACAGUCAUGCCUCAGCUCAGCUAAAAAGGACAAUAGCAUGAAGCCGAGGCUGCGAAGACUGCAUCUUGACGAUUCAUAUAGUAAAACUUCAACGCUUGCCAACCCGACGCGAGAACUUCGUAAAAGAGGCCACAAAGAAAUGGAUGCCAGCUCGGGAAAUUGUAAAUCACCCGUUCGUUUUUCAACAGCUAAUGAUGCUGAAUUAGAUAGCAAUAUCAAUCAGAGGCUGAUUGAUACUCGAAAGCAGGCAAAGAGACAGGCUCUUUCUCCGGGGUGUUUUGGAUCAGCAAAGAAGGCUCGAAGCCUUCAAGAGGAAGCUUAUGGUUUAGAUUCAGUUGCUCCACCUGAGUCUUUGUUUGAAAAGGAGAAUGAAUUGCAUGGAGAUCUGCAAAGAACAAAUGACCCUUCUGAAUUUUCAGUAAACAAACCAGAUUUAAAGGUUGAGGUCCAGCAUUUGAAGGCAACUAGUAAUAAGGAGGUUAAUACAGUUUCGAAGGCUGGUAAGGGGGUGGACGUUGGCUCGAAAAUCUGGAGCUUAACAGAUGAUAAUGAGAUUAGCAAGAAACGGAAAAAGAAGGGAGCAAUUUACCAAGCAAAAUCAAAGGUAUCGAAAUUACGACGAAGAAAUAGGAGACUGAGCACUAGUCGUCCAUACCAGAAAUCUACGUCAUGCUCUGAUGAGCCCAUGCUUAGUGACAACAACGAGAACAGUAGCUUGCUUGUUGGAACAAAAGGAAAAUUCAAGAAAAUCAACACUCCUGUUGGAGACCAACGAAACCUGAGCUCAGAAAGAACCGAAAGUGGAUCAAGCAGCUGCAUAAUUAUGUGAAGUCAUUCAAGCAGCUGCAUAAUUAUGUGAAGUCAUUCAAGCAGCUGCAUAAUUAUGUGAAGUCAGUCAAUAAUAUUUCUAUCUUGCCUCCUGUAUAAUCAGCAAUUUUGAAAAUGCCGAAUAUCUUGCUUAGUUGUUAUAUUUUGUUAGAAUUUACUUAAGAUAUAAAAUGCAUAUUCUUUGAAGUCUUUACUUCAAGUUUCAAAAGCUGUUUAAACAUAGCAUAAGUUCCCGAUUUAGGUUAGUUGAAGAGAAACAGCCUCUUUGAUGGUGCGUUCCAUUUUGUGCAGUGAAAAUGUUUCUACUUAAAUGAAACAAUAGCUGUAUUGAUUGCGUCUAAUACGAUUGUGCCACCUCGAAGCAAAUUGAGAACGGUAUAAAAACCAGGAAACGAAUCAAGCAUGAAGUCUAAUUUGAAUUGAACGACUUCUUAAGACCAGCAUUGAGGUGUUUUGGACAGUGCUUCUACGCCAUGAAGCUGCAAUCUGCAUCUUGUCUUGUGAUUGGUCAUCUAUUGUUUACUUGACCAAUCAAAUUCACUGCCAGAUGUCUGGUGAAAAAGACGGUAACAAACACGUAUCGGGAAACAUGAAUCUUUGGGCAUGUAUAGCCUUUCAUUGGUCUCAGGAAAUCAUAGAAAGAUGUUAUUAGAAGUUAGGGGGCGGAUCCCCCUCCCCUGUCCUCUACUAAGGCAAUACCAGGGAAGUUCAUGAGAGAAUAAAAAUCAAUUUGAAGAUUAAAUAUCAUUUGCCUGAUUUGAAAAGCUCAAUUGAAACCCAAAAAGGUAAGAAUUGCUUUCAUCGUCGCUCCAUAUUCAUUUUAUAAUUAUAUUCUGCUCUGCUCUGGCCUUUAAUAGUAAAUACACAGAAGUAUAGGAAUAAUCCUUGGCCUAUUUUGUAUACACAUUUGCCCGACCAUAAUUGCUCUUAAUGCCCAAUAAUUGUACAAAUGUAUAUUGUAGUAUAACACCUUUCCUUUUGUGAUGUUGGUAACUCGUUGUUUAUUUUUUGGAGAAGAAAGGUGAUUAUCGUAAAAGUAUGUUUUGAGGGCCUUAAAAAAAUUCUUAGAAGUAGCUAAUUUUCAUUAGUUCUGUCAUUUGUCAUUUAGAAUGGGCAACAAUUUCUUUUGGAUCAUUUUUGUGGAUCAUACUAUUUAUACUCAAGUAUUUUUGUUGGUGAAAUGACAGUUAAUCUUUUAAUGGUACGGCCUUUAAUCUUAUUCCCUAUGAAUCAUUUGCCUUGUUGUUGUUUAUGUUGGUUAUGUUGGUUAUUUUAAAGCAGAAGGUGACUGCUCGAUUACCAAUAACUCCAAUGUGACUGCCAAGGGACAACAGAAUUGUUUUGCAGUAAAUUUCAUGUAAUUCGAUGUAUUGUAAUACUUUUAACGCUAACGUUAGCUCAUUGAUAUUUUACUUCUUAAUCUAGAUUAUCUCUUUGUAAUGUGUAGCCUAGAUAUAUAUCUUA